Molecule: messenger RNA, 1711 nt
Organism: Dermatophagoides pteronyssinus (European house dust mite)
Lineage: Eukaryota; Metazoa; Arthropoda; Arachnida; Sarcoptiformes; Pyroglyphidae
Product: cholinesterase-like
Biological process (GO): choline metabolic process; acetylcholine catabolic process
Cellular component (GO): plasma membrane
Molecular function (GO): acetylcholinesterase activity
Source: RefSeq, a predicted model, not a curated record
UUUGCGUUAUUUCAUUUGAUGUUGGAAAAAGAAACAAACAAUGUUACGUUUUUUGAUUAUUGUCAUCAGUUUUUAUACUGUGUCCGGUGUUGAAUAUGCACCGGUCAUACAAAUCGAUUCCGGUUUAGUACGUGGAUUUCGAUCACAAUUAAACGAUAAUAGUGUUGUUGAUAUUUAUCAAGGAAUUCGUUAUGGUGAAGCAAAACGAUUUGAAAAAUCAAAAUUUGUUGAAAAAUGGUCAGGGAUUUAUGAUGCUAUUGAACAACGUGAUACAUGUCCACAACCGGGUAAACAAAUGAAAAAUCAUUCAAUUGUUUCAAACUCAAAUACAAUGAGUGAAGAUUGUUUAUAUCUUAGCGUUUAUAAACCGGAACGUUCACCAAAAAUUUAUUUACCUGUUAUGGUUUGGAUUCAUGGUGGUGCAUUUAUAACCGGUUCUAUAUUUGAUGAUAUUUAUAAUCCAAGCUAUAUGGUUUCAAUGGGUAAAGUUAUCGUUGUUACAAUUAAUUAUCGUCUUGGUGCAUUUGGUUUUCUUUAUGAUGGUACGGAUAAUGCACCCGGAAAUCAAGGAUUACAUGAUCAAAUUUUAGCACUUAAAUGGGUACAGAAUAAUAUUGGUCAUUUUGGUGGUGAUCCAAAUCGUGUAACUAUAUUUGGUGAAUCGGCUGGUUCAAUGUCAAUAUCGGCAUUAAUUCUAUCACCAUUAACAAAAGGAUUAUUCGGUAAAGCAAUUCUGCAAUCUGGUGCAACUAAUGCCUAUCUUGGAUCAUGUGAAAAAAAUGAGGCAUUAAAUAAAACAAUUCAUUUAGCACAACGAUUAAAUUGUUAUGAAGAAUCAUUUAAUUCAACAAUGAUCAUUGAAUGUUUACGUAACACUAGUGUCGAAGAUAUUUUGAAUGCAACUAAAGAUGAUAUACUCAAUGGCCGUCUAAUGAUUCCUAUCUAUGGUGAAACAUUGAUGCCAAUUUCACCGAACAAAGCAUUGGAAACAAAACAAUUCAAUCCGAUUGACAUUAUGUUCGGUGUAAAUCGAAAUGAAGGAUCUAGUUUUGUUAAACGAUAUUUUUCAGCAGUCCAACCGGACAUUAAACAUCCUAAUAUGACAUUAUCAAAGGCCAAAGCAUUAAUAUGGUUAAUGAUGAUGGUGUUUGAAAAAUCCAAUCAAACUGCUCAAAAAAUUACCAAUUUUUAUAUGAAACAAUUGAAUGAUAAAUCCAAUAUGGAUGAUAUUAGAAUAAUUAUAGCUGAUGCUUUUGGUGAUUAUCAUCUUGUUUGUCCAACAAUGUUAUUUGGUGAAUAUUUUUCACGUGGUUUAAAUUCAUCGAUCAAUACAUUUUAUUCAUAUCGAUUAAUAUUACCACUUUCGAAUGGACCACUUAGCUGUAAAGGUUGGGAAGGUGUUUGUCAUGGUGAAGAUGUUGUAUAUUUAUUUCAUGUUCCUAUGGAUCCUCAUACAUAUACAAAACAAGAAAUUCAAUUAAGUAAUGAUAUGAUUUAUUCAUGGACAAAAUUUGCAUGGACAGGACAUCCAAAUUCAUUGAAAAAUUUGGAUGAUAAUCAAACAGUUGAAUGGAUGGAAGCAAUCAAUCAGAAACAUAAAUCCGAAAGUGUAUCAUUUAUGUCAUUAGAUUCGAAUCAUUAUCAAAUGAUUACAAAUUUUUUCCAAACUAAAUGUGAUCAAUUUUGGAAACCAAUUUUAUUUAAAGAAUAA